Chelonus insularis is the source of this 4566-nucleotide messenger RNA. RefSeq names its product elongation of very long chain fatty acids protein AAEL008004-like. Bases 753 to 1727 code for a protein of 324 amino acids. The transcript has 6 exons. Gene Ontology annotation, cellular component: endoplasmic reticulum membrane. The record is from RefSeq and is a predicted model, not a curated record. NCBI's taxonomy places the organism in Eukaryota, Metazoa, Arthropoda, Insecta, Hymenoptera, Braconidae. Gene Ontology annotation, biological process: sphingolipid biosynthetic process; fatty acid elongation, polyunsaturated fatty acid; fatty acid elongation, saturated fatty acid. Gene Ontology annotation, molecular function: fatty acid elongase activity.
CGCGGUAUCAGAGAUCAGAUCGUGCUAAAAGUUCUAAAGAGCUAGUUGAUCGCUAAACCGUUCAAAACUUACAAUUAUUAUCAAAAGUGCUUUUUUUUGUUGUUUAAUCAUUUUAAUUAAAUAACGAUAACUUCGAUGAUACUUGGAAAAAAUCCAAUAAGGUGAUUAAAAAGACGAUAACAAUUAAAACUGAAUUAUCAAGUGAGAGAAAAAGCGAGCGCGGUAUCUCGUGUAUAUUUAAAUUGUAUGAACGUAAACAAUAUCCGUUAAUAGUAAUAAUAAAUACAUGUUAUUUGAUACCAAAAAUAAACAGUUAAACGAGUUGAACAGAGAAUAAAAACGAUUACUGCCAACGGUCGGUCAGUAAAAUAGUGUGGUUUUUUUUAGUGGCGUUCAUGCGCCAUUCGUGUAAUCAUCAGCGCUGUUGGUUGUCGCGCCGAUAGCUUGUAUUACAUUGGCCAUUUGGAGUAGUCGGGGCUCUCCCUGAAGACUUAAGAGCCAGAAAGACUGAGAGACAUCGUGUGUACUGGUGUGCUCGGACAACUGUUCUCGUGGUUGCUACUAUUCUGUCACCCUCAACGCCGUUACUCGCUACCACCAGCCGUCUCGACUCUUGUCUAUGUGUUCGGACAGGUGACAGUGCGAGAACGCGUUUCAGAGGGGACGAUCGAGAGCGGGUAUCACCCGGCGUGUUUUAGAGUGAGGAAACAGAACAAGGAAAUUAAUCAGAAAAUAGGUGGAAAUUAGACAACAUGACGAAUACAUUUGCAAGUAUAGUACAUGGAUAUAGGGAUCUUAUGGACAAUAAAUCUGAUCCACGAGUCAAAGAUUGGCCGAUGAUGAGCAGUCCUCUUCCAACGAUGGUAAUAUGUGUAUUAUACGCUUACUUCAGCAAGGUCUUGGGACCGAGACUGAUGGAAAAUCGCAAACCUUUCAAUAUACGGAGGAUCCUCGUUGUCUAUAAUCUUAUUCAGACAAUUUUUUCAGCGUGGAUUUUCUAUGAGUAUUUAAUGAGCGGAUGGGCGAAGGGUUACAGCUUUAGAUGUCAACCAGUUGACUAUUCACAAAGUCCUCUAGCCUUAAGAAUGGCUCAAACAUGUUGGUGGUAUUAUUUUAGCAAGUUUACAGAAUUUUUUGAUACGUUAUUUUUCAUUCUAAGAAAAAAAUACCAACAAGUGUCAACGCUACACGUUAUCCAUCACGGGGUGAUGCCUUUUUCAGUGUGGAUGGGCUUGAAAUUUGCGCCGGGUGGUCACAGCACUUUCUUUGCACUUUUAAAUACUUUUGUCCAUAUCGUCAUGUAUUUCUAUUAUAUGAUAGCAGCCAUGGGCCCCGAGUAUCAAAAGUAUAUAUGGUGGAAAAAAUAUUUAACAACUUUCCAGAUGUUCCAAUUCAUUCUAAUCAUGACCCAUCAAUUCCAACUACUGUUCAUCGAAUGCAACUACCCACGUAGCUUCAUGAUCUGGAUUGGACUUCAUGGUGUAUUAUUCCUUGGACUCUUUUCGGAUUUCUACAAAACGAAAUAUUCGUCAAAGGAUGUGAAAGCAAAAUCUCGUGAAAAUACUGGGGCAUGUAUGCCAGUUUUGGAUGAUAAUGAGUCUAAACUACGACAAAAUGGAAUUUCUACGUACGCGACGAUCUACAAUAAGGAAUAUAAUAGCUGCUACAGCAACGGCACCAAUAACGGUUACGUCGCUAAUAAUAAUGCAGAGAAAAAGCUCGCUUAAAAGAGUGACUAAUCAUCUAGAAGAUAUUGAAACAAAACAUAUUCUGUUUAUUGUAAAAAAAUGAGAGUCUAUUUCAUCUCGAUUCUAUACUGUGUGCUCGCGAUAAAGUCGCCAAAGUGAAUGCCCAUGCAAAUUAAUUACGGGUCUGGUGCCCUUGGUAGGCUCGAUAAAAAAGUAAAAAUGUUUCGUUUUAUGUCUCCUAAGACAAAGUGUGCGAGAAUAAAUGCGUUAUGAGGAUGAAUGAUAAUGCGUAAAUGUCCAUAUGUUGUACAGUCUGUUCACGAAAUGCGUAAGUGCAAGAAAAAAUUUUCAAAAAAAUGAGAAUAGUAUUUAUACCAUUUAGAUAAAUAUACUGGUUAUGAAUCACUAGAUAAUGAACGAAGAGGCAUAGUCUGAAUUGUCUCUGAAGUUGUUGUCGCUUACGAAUUUUCGAAGCCACACGAUGAGACUUCAAAAAAGCUGUGGUAAUCGCAUAAAAUCGUAUACAAGACAGGUAUUAUAAGUUCUAAAAAGUGAACGAUUUGUUUUGUAGUGUUAAAAACAGAAUGUAGAAAAAAUGUCAAGUUUGGCAAACUGAAAAGUAACAAUUAAACAAUUUUAUGCGAUCAACGCACAAAUAUAGAACGAUGACAAAUACACAAUUUUAGGAAAGAGUGGGAAGGUGUUAGUAAAAAAGCACCUUUGCCCAGCUUAAUGUUUUAUUAGAUAAUCUUCAUAUUAUUCCGAUUGUGUUCAAAGCUUCGAUAAUUAACUCAGGCUGUUGGACAAAGAAUAAUGUUGAAAAAAGCCGACUAUUUAAACUUUUGUGAAACAAUUUAAAUUAAUCAUAUAAAUAAUUUUCAUACUCACUGUGCGGUUAAAAAUAACCAGGGACAAAUAAAAAACGUACUAGGUAUAUAUUAAUAUUGAUAAAUUGUCGGAUGUAAAAAAUCAGACGUUCAAUCAUGAGUUUCUUUGAAAUAAUAACUUUAAAAUCUAUGUUUACUAUAUACAUAUACAUAUAUUUAUAUAUUGUCCGUGCCUCGAUUUGCGAAUAGAUUCCUGGUCUAAGAAUCUAACGUAAAAAAUACUAAACACCGGCCCAAGCUUCGCUCCGUGUUUUCCUUAUUGAAUCACUGAUUUUAUACUAAAUGAAAAAAAAAAAUUGUACAAUUAUUUCGUGAUAAUUAAGAAAACUAUUUCGACUUAGUUUUUUAAAUGUUACGAGACUGCAAUAUGGGCAGGGCUAUUAACUCGUGGCUUUAGUUAAUUAAUCUAAUUAAAUAGAUAAUAAUACCUUUUACUACUAAUUUCUUUUUUAUUUUUACCAAUUGCGUCGUAAAUGUGAAUUUGAUGAUUUGUUAAUGCACAAUUUUAUCUAUUGUUCAUCAAUCACAUCGUGUAACCAUGCGCUUUAUUCGAUUUAUAAGAAAUUCAUUGAAAUCGCUAUUAAAUUUUUCGAUAUAUCACAGUCUAAUGGCUGAUUUUUUAUAGUAAUUUGUACGUCUAAAUUUUUUAUCAGUUGACUUUUUUAAUGUUUAAUAUAUUUUGUGAUGGUCGCAUUUUUUUUAAUAUUUUAAAGUAAAAUCAUUGCUCUGUAUUCAAUAUUACAAGUUAAUGUAAGAUAGAACUUGUACGAUAAUCUGCAUUUGAAUUUAUUGCAGUUAUUUUGUGAUUAUUGAAACUUUAUAAAACUUCAUUUUUUCUGAGAAAAAGAAAAAGGAUAAGAUGGAAAAAUGUCAUUAUUCCUAUUGAAAAAAACAAAAAAAAAAAAAAACAAAUAAGUCGGUAUUCGCAGGACGACCGAUGUACCGAAGAAUGAAAUGGAAUAAUUAUAAUAAUUAUUUAGAAGAAUUUUCUAAUCAAUUUUUUAAUCAUUAAAUCUGGCGAGACUAGCGAUUUUUAUGUUUUUCUACUUGAUCGUCUUGCCUUGGAAUUGUGAGAGCAUCCUUUUUAAAAAAAAUCAAGAGGAUUAUAUCCCAAACGAAAGUAUAACAAUUUUUUUGAUUAUUUACGAUGCGAAUGAAAUCUUUGCAAGUUUACGUUCUUGAUUGUGUUAAAUUGUAAGUAAAGAAGUAAAUUGUGAACUUUUUGAUCCAUGUAUUACACAUCAAUCAAAACAGACGAUUGAUUUAUUGCGUAAACUAAUGAUUAUUGAGUUGAUAGUAAGACACGUGGCUUGUAAAUAAACAUAAUGAGCAAAAUUAGAAAAAAGAAUAAAUUAAAUUGUUGUGACGACGUAAAAAAAAACUUGCAAGGAUACAGCAUCGUCAUGUACCUAAUGUUAAAAACUUUAACAAUUACUGAUUCUCAUUAUAUUUUUGUACAUAAUUGGGAAAAAUUACACCUAAUGAAUAAAGAAAAACACAAGUAAAAUUAAAAAAAAAAAUUAUAAAAAAUACAAUAGUUCUCUAAUGACUGGAGUUUUAUGACCUCAAUGUCAUAUCAGCAGAUAGAAAUGUUGAUUCUUGACGUCAUCAAAAAGUAGCUUUCAUCAUAAAAUUUUUUGCUCAAUUAUAGUAAUGACAAAAAUGAAUGGUUAUCUGGUUGUUCUUUGGUCAUGAAAAAAUUUUUAAAAUUUAUUGAUUUAAACAUUUGCAAAUACAUAGGUAUAAUAUCAAAUUUAAUCAUGAGAUCUUUAACAUUAACAAUCAAUAGACAUUAUUCGUCGUAUUUUUUCGCUAGGUUGGAGGUCUUUGGCAAAUGACCUCUUUCGCGUAAGUAAACAUUUUAAAAAAAUGCCACGAGCUCUUUUUACAUCCUAAUUAUCAUAUGCAUCAUCCAUCACUUUCGUGUUUUUCGUUCCAAAAUCACCGAGAAUUUUAUAUAAAAAAAGAAUAAAUAAAAAUCUGAAAGAUGA